UCGGCCCGCCCCCCCCGGCGUGAGCAUGGCCGGGUUCGCCGACCUGAACCUCCCGCAGGGGCCCGACAAGAAGUCCCUGCAGAGCCUGCUGGAGGCGGCGGCGCACCUGGGAUAUUCUGCAGUUGCUCUUAAUCAUGUCAUCGAUUUAAAAGAAAAGAAACAGGAAAUCAUCAAGCCAGUAUCUCCUUCAGAGCUGUUUCCAUGUUUGCCUAUUGUACAAGGGACAUCUAAAAGAAUUAAAGUCUUAACCCGGCUAACACUUGUUGUUUCUGAUCCUUCCCACUGCAAUCUCUUGAGAUCAACAUCUGCAAAUAUAAGGUUAUAUGACAUCAUAGCAGUAUUUCCAAAGAGUGAAAAGCUGUUUCAUAUUGCUUGCACAACUCUAGAUGUGGAUCUGGUAUGCAUAAAUGUAACAGAAAAGCUGCCAUUCUACUUCCGAAGGCCCCCUGUGAAUAUGGCAAUAGAUCGAGGCAUUUACUUUGAACUUCUUUACACACCUGCCAUCAAAGACUCCACGAUGAGAAGAUACACAAUUUCCAACGCGAUCAGCCUGAUGCAGAUCUGCAAAGGAAAGAACAUAGUUAUAUCUAGUGCAGCUGAAAGGCCUCUAGAACUACGAGGUCCUUAUGACGUGGCUAAUCUAGGUUUGCUGUUUGGCCUGUCGGAAAGCGAAGCGAAGGCAGCUGUGUCCACCAACUGCAGAGCCACCAUGCUUCAUGGAGAAACUCGGAAGACUGCCUGUGGGGUGGUGUACACGGUGAAGAAGCCUCGCAAGGUUGAGGAGGAAGAAACAACGGUGCCAGCCUGCAAAAAAGCUAAGACUCAAGCUUGAGGAGAGAAACAACUGUGAACAGGAGCCUCUUCUUUACCCAGUGUUGAGUCUUCUUCCACCCUCCAACCCAGUUUCUCCCUUACUGCUUUGUUUAGCCUGGAGAAGAAUUAUUUCUCUGGUGUUCAAGUGAAGAAACCUGUGUGAAUGAGACUGCUGAUUGGUAGGUCAUCACAUCUGAAAGGUCAUGCUGGGCUUCUGGCCAGGAGACUGACACUUCACCUGGCCUUAGGUCUCCUGGAAUUAGUGCAAAGUCAAUGGAAUGUUUCUAAUGUGGAAAUUUUCACUUGUACGUGUGCAUUCCUUUUUUAUUAAAAGUGUUUCUAAGAACA
Messenger RNA from Empidonax traillii (willow flycatcher), 1161 nucleotides. RefSeq names its product ribonuclease P/MRP subunit p30 (gene RPP30). Gene Ontology annotation, biological process: tRNA processing; translation. Gene Ontology annotation, molecular function: structural constituent of ribosome; RNA binding. Gene Ontology annotation, cellular component: nucleolar ribonuclease P complex; ribosome. The coding region runs from base 26 to 832 and encodes 268 amino acids. NCBI's taxonomy places the organism in Eukaryota, Metazoa, Chordata, Aves, Passeriformes, Tyrannidae. The transcript is spliced from 11 exons. The record is from RefSeq and is a predicted model, not a curated record.